AUGGCAUUGUUUGAUGCCGGAUUUCGCAGCAGUAUUGCUCCUAGACCAACCCGACUGGCCGCAGGAGUCAGACUGUCGUCUGAGCAAGACCUACUUCGACUUUGUGACAUCGCCCCCACCAGUUUCACCCCCCAUUACACGCAAAAGUUCGAGGACCAGGCCAAGUUCACCUCAGGCAUCUCUAGAUUUCUUACCGCCUUCCUUGCAGCUUCAAGAUCUCGGACUCCUGAUGGCCACGUUGGACAGAAAGGAGCCUGCUCUCAAGAGAAAGAGGAAUGUGGUGGAUUCAAAUCGACGACAGAGUUGCAGAAGGACCUCUGGGAGACCAUCGCCAGCGGCGUGCAGAAUCACGAACUUGCUCGAAGACUGCGGCCUUUGUGGUCGUCAAUGACGGGUCAUCCCUCUGGGAGACUUACAAAGCCUCCGGAUCAUACAGAUCAUGGGGCGCCUCUGCAAGAUGAAAAUCCAUUUUGCGAGAUUUCGAAUCUUUCCUUGCACCAGCAUUCAAGCUAUCCGUCCACUGAUGAGGAGGAUCUUUUCGAUUGCACUGCCAAGUUCGAUAGACAGGCUAAUCGAUUUCCAGGCUGCAUGCCCAUAGCCACAUAUCAGGAUAAUGACGGCAGGCACAAUGCAGUAGCAAUGGACAUUUGCGAUGCAGAAAUGGGAGAUCCCAGGUCCAAUCGAUACUGUGAAGCCGACAGCUUAGUGGAUUCACAUGACAGAAACAGAGGUCGAACGGGCAGCAUGUCACAAACGAGUGACGUGUCAACGUUUAUGACUCUCGAACAACCUAUAGAAGAGGCACCCAUAAUCGGGCAGCCCGGUGUCAUUGGUGGACCACGUUGGCUUGCCCAGCAUAUCAUCCGCACGCAUCCGCUGAGGCAGCAUGAAUCAGAAGUCUCUUUGGCUGAGCAAUGCGACCUCAACGGGAAGGGGCACAGCUUAUGUGAGAGGGCCGGCUGGCGUUGGUCAGAGGAGAGUCUGUCAAGCGAAGGGUUACUCGAAUCACAAGUGCUUGGGCCUCAAUAUACAACACCCCAAGGAACUGGCAUCUGCUCUUCUCUUGUCGACCUCCACAAACAACAACUGACCCCAGAGCUUCGGGACGCAGCGUACGGUUCAAUUGAGCACAGCAAGUGCGACAGCACGCCCAUACUUAUGUCGGCACAGCAGGGCGCUUCCUCAUCGAAUGCACCAUUGGCCGACGUUCUCGGAGAUGAUCAUUUGUUGUGGUAUAUGUGGAAGAGACGAGCCAGUGUAGCUCUCCGUGGAGAAGAAGAAGUCCAUGAAAUGAGAAAUAUGUAUGAGAUGGAUCCCGACAUGAAAGUCUUUGGGGCAGGAUGGGGGAUCGAUCUCAGUGACAUUGGUCCAGAAAGUAACGAGGAUCCUAUGCUCCAGGACAACAUGGAGAACCCAUCUCCCAUGGGGGACGACACCCAGCCACCGACGCCCACUUCAGAAAGACGGUCAUUUUUCUCACCGAUACGGUCCGCUUCCUCCUCUUCGGCCGUCGGAUCACGCAAUUCAAGCUCAAAACUUCACAGUCGAGGCAAUAUUCUGAAACGGUUCUCCUGGGGAGUCCGUAGACACGCUGUCGAGGUGACAGAGUUCGACGCGGCUAACCCAGGUGGCCGGACGAUCGAGGUGAAACGAAGAAAGACCUUGGAUGACUAUGAGAUGAUGGAUAUGGAGGCCAGCAACGAUGAUUCGAACGAGAUGCUCUUUUGA
Capronia epimyces CBS 606.96 is the source of this 1728-nucleotide messenger RNA. RefSeq lists its product as uncharacterized. The transcript has a single exon. The coding region runs from base 1 to 1728 and encodes 575 amino acids. Lineage: Eukaryota; Fungi; Ascomycota; Eurotiomycetes; Chaetothyriales; Herpotrichiellaceae. The record is from RefSeq and is a predicted model, not a curated record.